This is a messenger RNA of Durotheca rogersii, 1898 nucleotides long. Its product is annotated as acid phosphatase. The coding region runs from base 134 to 1453 and encodes 439 amino acids. The record is from RefSeq and is a predicted model, not a curated record. The transcript has 2 exons. Gene Ontology annotation, molecular function: acid phosphatase activity. NCBI's taxonomy places the organism in Eukaryota, Fungi, Ascomycota, Sordariomycetes, Xylariales, Xylariaceae.
UCCUGUGGCGUGUUUGCCAUUCUGAUCAUAUUUUUCUCAACGAGCUUUGUGUAAGCUUCUAACUACGCCGCCUGAAGGCACUUAUUAUGGUGUCCGCUCUGUGCACUAACUGGGGGUAUUUUCUAGGCGGUCCAUGUCUACCCAGACCUGCAAUGGCAUCGCGCAUGACCGCCACUGCAAAAAGGAGGUGGCACACUCAUGGGGCCAGUAUUCGUCCUCAUUUUCGGUGCCAUCAGAGAUAUCUCCAGCUGCCCCCCAGGAUUGCGAGAUCACAUUUGCGCAGCUACUCGCACGACAUGGCGCUCGUGACCCCACGGCACAUAAGUCUGAGACCUAUGCUGGAAUCAUUGACCGCAUCCACGACAGUGUUACAGACUAUGGAAAGAAUGUCCAAUUCCUUAAAACGUACCAGUACAAGCUGGGCGCGGACCAGCUGACGUCCCUCGGCCAGCGGCAGAUGGUUGAGUCUGGUAUCAAGUUCUACAGGCGCUACCGACAGCUGGCUAACACCAAUACACCUUUUAUACGUGCCUCCGGCCAGGACCGAGUCGUCGAGUCUGCAGAGAAAUGGGCCAAAGGGUUUCACCAAGCGCGCGUAGCAGAUCGGAAUGCAGACCCCCUCGACGAAUACCCGUAUAAUAUCCUCGUGAUCCCAGAGGAAGACGGAUUCAACAACACUCUCAGCCCCGAUAUCUGCCUGGCCUUUGAGGAAUCCCGCCAUGACAAUAGAGACGAGCAACUUACCUGGGCAGGGAAAUUCUUGCCACCCCUGACUGAACGAUUGAACAGAGAUCUCCCAGGCGCGAACUUGACCGACCAAGAGACUGUCUUCAUGAUGGACCUGUGUCCUUUUAACACUGUUGCCGAUCCUCGGGGAGAGCUCUCGAAGUUCUGCUACGUCUUCACGGUGCAGGAGUGGCACGACUACGACUACUACCAGUCCCUGGGAAAAUGGUACGGGUUUGGGAAUGGGAAUCCCCUAGGGUCAACUCAGGGGGUGGGCUUCAUCAACGAACUCCUUGCCAGACUUACAGGUCAGCCUGUUGUUGACCACACCUCGACCAACUCAACAUUAGAUGAUUCCCAUACUACAUUCCCGCUUGACAAGGCUCUUUAUGCGGACUUUAGCCACGAUAACGACAUGAUGGGCAUGUUCGCGGCACUCGGUCUCUACAACCAGACAGACCCACUGCCAGAAGACCGACGGGUCAGCGCCCGGGAGGCUAAGGGAUUCUCGGCCAGCUGGGUUGUCCCGUUCGCAGCGAGGCUGUAUGUGGAGAAGAUGGCCUGCGGAGGGAGCAGGGAGGAAUUCGUGCGCAUUCUAGUUAACGAUAGGGUUAUACCUCUGCAGAAUUGCGGUGCCGACGCGUUGGGCCGGUGCAGGUUGGACAGGUUCGUGGCGAGCCAAAGCUUCGCAAAGGACGGCGGGCUCUGGGAUCGGUGCUUUGCGUGAUCCGAACAACUCGACGUCCUCUGGCAGGCACAAGUCGCGGGAUAAAUGGAAUGUUGCAUCGGAGAUCUGCCGCAUUGUGGCUGUUCCCUAGAUUGAUCAUACACCGACCUGCACGGCAAUGCUGACGAUUCCCUCUGGAAUGUGAACUGAGCGCCUGACGUACUCGUCCCUUACGCAGAUGUAGGCACCUAACCUACGGUACCUGUAGCUGCGUAUCGGGGCGAAGUGCAUGGAAUCAAGGACGUAGGCACCUCUAUUUGCGCUUAUUCACAUAACUCCAUGGUAUUCCCCCCCGCCUCUCCUCCGUCCUAUCUCGACUUGCGGCGAGGCAGAAUUCUGCACAAGUCGUAAGAGAAAGUGAGACAACAGCAAGGCUGGGGGGGCAGUUGGGGAACGUGAUCAUAAGCCUGAUGGGCGCGAUAGGCAUGAUAGGCCUGGGCAGACU